AUGAUCAACUUCUUCCCGCUGGUCUUCCAAAGGGUCUUUACCCCGGACCCUAUCAAAGUCGGUCUUAGGGAUCUGGGUCCGGGCAUCAGCACCACCCUGGGGGCUGUCGUUGCCAAUUCCUCCCUGUCGUGGUUCCGGGGCCACAACCGAGAGAUCCUGCUGGCCGGAUGUGUUAUCAUGACUGCAUUCGGCGGAGCUUUCGCCGCCGUGACACCGGACCGAGAAGGCCUGGCGAUAGGUCUCGGGAUAAGCACGGGCUUGGGCGUGGGGGCGGUCCUGGUACCGGCUGCCACUGUGGCCAUCACGGUGGCCCCGGACACGUCAAUUGCGACCUGUGUGGCGCUUUCACUGACUAUCCGCGCUGUGGGAGGGAGCAUUGGCGCCGCCAUCUACUACAACAUCUUCGUCAACAAGCUCAAGUCCAAACUCCCCGCGUAUGUCGCGCGGAGCGCCGUUCGAGCGGGCCUCCCCGUGGCCGGGGCGGCGGAGUUUGUCGAGGUCUUCGUAGGCGGAUCUCUCGCCGAGCUAGCCAGACUUCCCGGGGUGAACAAACAGAUCAUCGCCGCCGCGUCGUUGGCCAGCAGGUGGGCGUACGCCGACAGUCUCAAGUACAUUUGGCUGACCAGUAUCGCGUUCGGCGGCUGUGCUAUCGUCGCUUGCAUGUUCCUGGGCAAUGUCUCCAGGUACAUGACUGACCGGGUUGCGGCGAGGAUCAGAGAAUGA
This is a messenger RNA of Fonsecaea erecta, 723 nucleotides long. RefSeq lists its product as hypothetical. Bases 1 to 723 code for a protein of 240 amino acids. The record is from RefSeq and is a predicted model, not a curated record. Lineage: Eukaryota; Fungi; Ascomycota; Eurotiomycetes; Chaetothyriales; Herpotrichiellaceae. Gene Ontology annotation, molecular function: transmembrane transporter activity. Gene Ontology annotation, biological process: transmembrane transport. The transcript has 2 exons.